Molecule: messenger RNA, 2061 nt
Organism: Didymosphaeria variabile
Lineage: Eukaryota; Fungi; Ascomycota; Dothideomycetes; Pleosporales; Didymosphaeriaceae
Gene: CHS4
Product: Chitin synthase 4
Exons: 2
Coding region: 1-2061 (686 amino acids)
Molecular function (GO): protein binding
Source: RefSeq, a predicted model, not a curated record
AUGGCCAUGGCUGAGGCAAUCCCUCCAGCGCCCACAAGAGCAUUGCCGCCACUUCCGAACGAAGCCUCGACCGGCCGACCCGACAGCUCCUUCGAAACAAGGCGAUCGAGCCGCUCCAGUACGGACAGUCGCACACAGUCUCUCAGACGAAAACCUCUACCCGGUGCCACGCCGUCUGGCAUCCCCUCCUUCAGCAUCGAUGAACAUGAGGACACAACAGCGAGCGCUCGCGAAUCGAUGCAGUCUGGCUCGUCGAUGGUGCCCAGCUCCACCAGCCACGCGCCGACACCCUCGAGGGAAACACCAGACAUGGCAGCAGGAGGCGUCGAACCUAUAACGCGGGAGAUUCCUAUUCGCCAACUGAACAUUAGCGACAACUCGUACAAUGCAAGAUACUCGUCUGUGGCAGAAAUGGACGUUGCAAACAUACCAGAGGAAGACGACCCCUCCAGGUAUACUCCCGAUCCUUCGUAUACCCACGAUUCGCAGCCUAGGCCCCAGAUACCACCUCCACGUCAAUCGUCUAUGCCGCGUGGUGCCGUGUACUCUCCAGAUGCCGGAUCGCGGCACUCUUCGCAGAGCGACAAUAGCGGGGGACAGAACACCUUCAACUUCGGUUUUGAAGCCAACUCACCUCUGCAGGUUCCUCUCACAUCACUCCAGCGUCCCAGUUCUGCGUACACACUUGGCACUGAGCUCAAUGCUCAGAGUCGAGGUUCACCACGCUUGUCGGUGGGAGGGGGUUCGGCGUCCCCUACUUCCAACGGUCCCCCCAACUACGCUAGGCAACUGUCCGCCAGUCGCAGAUCUCCCGAUAACAGACCUGUGUCGUAUGUCGACCUUUUGAAUCUUCCGUACAACCAGCAAAUUGCUCCUGCUGCGAACAUAGGAAAUGCUCAGCUUCGUGGUGCUGUGGGUGCGAAUGCAUCGCUGCUGGAUUCGAAGAAGACGCUUGACAUGUACAGAGCGAACGUAAAGAAGACGCAAGAUAGCGCAGUGCAGUACGAGUUUGCCUUGUUUAUGGUUCAGGUCGCACGUGAAAUCAUGGCAGCGGACCCCUCCGUGGAUGACCAGGGGUUGUUACCCUCGGAGCUGCUUCGGGAGGCACGGCAGAUCCUCCAGAAACUUGCAGAUCGCAGCUAUCCGUUUGCGCAAUAUUUUCUUGCAGAUGGCUAUGCGUCCGGUUUAUUCAACAAGGACAAACCCGAUUAUGACCGCGCCUUCCCUCUUUUCGUGGCUGCGAGCAAGCACGGGCAUGCGGAGUCGGGGUACCGCACAGCGCUUUGCUACGAGUUCGGGUGGGGGUGCCGGAAGGAUUACGCCAAAGCUGCACAAUUCUAUCGUGGUGCAGCUUCCAAAAACCAUCCUGGUGCUGCCGCUCGCCUGGGGAAGGCGUGCCUCACGGGCGACAUGGGUCUGGUGAAUAAAUACCGGGAGGGUGUCAAGUGGCUUAAACGAGCAACCGAAUCAGCCGACCAUCAGUACAACAACGCUCCCUACGAAUUGGGCCUGUUACACGAGACGGGUUAUGGUGAAGAUAUUUUCAAGGAUGAGGUUUAUGCAAUUCAGCUAUUCACUCAGGCCGCAGAGCUUGGGCAUGCACAAGCUGCGCUGAAGUUGGGCGAAUGCUACGAACAUGGUCAGCUUCGCUGCCCCAAGGAUGCCGCACUUUCGGUGCACUACUACAACUGCGCUGCGCAAGCCGACAUUCCCGAAGCGAUGAUGAACCUAUGCGCGUGGUAUAUGGUGGGCGCUGAACCAGUGCUAGAAAAGGACGAAAACGAGGCAUACGAGUGGGCCAAACGAGCGGCAGAGCAUGGCCUUCCCAAAGCCGAAUACGCCUGCGGCUACUUCACGGAAAUGGGCAUUGGGUGCCGCCGCGACCCCCUCGAAGCAAACGUGUGGUACGUCAAAGCAGCCGAUCACGGCGACGAACGAGCCAAACAGCGACUUGCAAUCAUUCAAGCCGCAGCCUCCGGGCAAUCGCAUGUCCCAGCCAACGACAAAAACAGCAAACUCAAAAAGGGAGGCAAAGACGACAAGGACUGCUUGGUUAUGUGA